Molecule: messenger RNA, 1184 nt
Organism: Physeter macrocephalus (sperm whale)
Lineage: Eukaryota; Metazoa; Chordata; Mammalia; Artiodactyla; Physeteridae
Product: high mobility group protein B3-like
Exons: 1
Coding region: 107-694 (195 amino acids)
Biological process (GO): regulation of transcription by RNA polymerase II
Molecular function (GO): DNA binding, bending
Source: RefSeq, a predicted model, not a curated record
UGCCUUCUUUGUGCAGACGUGCAGAGAGGAACAUAAGAAGAAAAACCCUGAGGUCCCUGUCAGUUUUUCUGAAUUUUCCAAGAAAUGCUCUGAGAGGGGGAAGACAAUGUCUGGGAAAGAGAAGUCUAAAUUUGAUGAAAUGGCAAAGGCAGAUAAAGUGCGCUAUGAUCAGGAAAUGAAGGAUUAUGGACCAGCUAAGGGAGGCAAGAAGGACCCAAAUGCCCCCAAGAGGCCACCAUCUGGAUUUUUCCUGUUCUGUUCUGAAUUCCGCCCCAAGAUCAAAUCUACAAAUCCUGGUAUCUCUAUUGGAAAUGUGGCAAACAAGCUGGGCGAGAUGUGGAAUAACUUAAGUGACAGCGAGAAGCAGCCAUACAUCAACAAGGCGGCAAAGCUGAAGGAGAAAUACGAGAAGGAUGUCACAGACUAUAAGUCUAAAGGGAAGUUUGAUGGUACCAAGGGUCCUGCUAAAGUUGCCCAGAAAAAGGUGGAGGAGGAAGAUGAAGAAGACGAGGAUGAAGAAGAGGAGGAGGAGGAGGAGGAGGAGGAGGAGGAGGAGGAGGCAGAUGAAUUAAAAAAAACUGUAGAUAUGUCUCGUUGUGAAUACCUUAGAGUAGGGAGCGCCGUGAUUGACACACCUCUUGCCCGAGACGAGUCUGUUGCCUUCAUUAGGUUUAAGUACCCAGUUGGAUCAUGAUCAUAUCGUAGUCUCUCAAAGUGCUCUAGCAAUUGUCAGUGGUUUACAUGAAAUGGCCAUAGGUGUCUGGAGCACCCGGAAACUGUAUCAAAGUUGUACAUAUUUCCAAACAUUUUUAAAAUGAAAAGGCUCUCGUGUUCUCCUCACUCUGUGCACUUUGCUGUUGGUGUGACAAGGCAUUUAAAGAUGUUUCUGGCAUUUUCUUUUUUUUAAAGUUUGUGAUGUGGUGUGUUAACUCUAUGGUCAUUGGCUAGGAAUCCGGAGUUCUCAACUGUACAUAUCUAUAGUUUGCAAAAAGAACAAAGCAACCGAGAUGCACUCUUGAAGCUCCUUGCUUGGCGUGGAGGCUGUAGAAGUGAUGCCUUCUGGAGGGGCCAUAGCUCAGGGUGUGCACUGUGGGGCUGGACCUCUGGACACUGCAGUGGGCAUCCAUUUAGCUUCAGGUUGUCUUGUUUCUGUAUAUAGAGACAUAGCAUCCCGCUGCCAUUCU